AUAGUUGUUUUUGUCCAGUGUCGGAAGUUCGUUUAGCCAGCCACUCCUAUAGCGGCCGUAACGGGCGCACAUCGGAACGUCGCCACUUCUGCUCAGCCUCAAACUGCGAGUUUCACUGGCACGCUUCAGCUCUACCUCAGCUUGAUCUUUCCUGGCUUGCCGAUGAGCAGCUGUCUGCGGUUGUUGGUGUACGAUGGACUUGCCGCGAAUCUCGCUUCCUUCGAUUAACAUAUACGACUUUAACAAGGAUAGUGUGCCUCAAAACCCAAAUUUCCCUGCAACACCCUUAGGAACAAUGUCUGGAAACUCCUAUCCGUCUCACGGGCCUAUGCCUAUUCGCAACAAUCUGACCCCGAAUUUCGCCCCUCCGCCACUACCACCGCCGCCCCGAAUUAGUGAUCUCGAAGACGGCUACGACGCUGGCUGGUUGCACGCGAACUCCCGAGGAACGACCAAACUCGCCCCCAUCAAUCCUAGCUCGAGCCUGUUCGGUGGUCACCGCCGGCCUGAACCAGUGUCGCUAAGUGAUCGAAUGGCUCUCGACGACUUAGACGGCCGGCAGAGUGGGUUCCCACUAUCCAGGAGCCCUGAAGCGCACAUUCGGAUCGAACCCCCACCGCCCAUGGACGAGGGUUUCCGGAAUGCGAUCUCUAUCAAAAGCCCAAGUCCAAUCUUGAAAGGAGAGCGGGACUUUUCGCGAAGAAGUGUGAAGGAUUCAUCAGAUGCGUACGAUCAGCACCUGUUGUCGAAAAUCGGAAAACCACUCUCCCCGCGCCAGUCUAUCAGCGGUGGAAGCGAACCUAGAGGCACCCUUCAAACACUCACGAUUCCUACCCGAAACUUUGGCGGCAUCCCUUCGCCUGGAGGCUCGGACAGUUCGGCUCUCGACGUAAGAUGGCCCGGGCCCGGAAGCUAUCAAUCAGGGGGAGUCUCGCCAGGUACCAAGGUUGGAUGGAGGGAUUACAUUGGGGGCCGCAGCCCCAGUGUUGAGAGUAGCGCCCCGUCAUCAGCAGUGGAUCUCGACCAUUCAGGGUAUCUGCGGGAGGUAUACCGCCGUCGCGGUGGAACAACGCCUUCAUACGACGAGAAUAUCAGCCUCCCCAGCCGCUCACACCGAGGUAGCUACGAUCACGGCGUCUUUUCAGACAUUGAAGGUGAUUUCUCCACGGACGAAUCGCUCCCGUCCCGGAUGGUUUAUCUUCGGGAGGCCACGCCGCCGUAUUCAGAUGCUUCGAAAUCUUCUGGGUUGAAAAGAAGAGCAUCAUCUCCUCCUCGUGAGCCGAUGGGCGACGAUCGACAUCGACUUCAUAUCAUAACCAGCAACGGGGAUCUCACUCAACGAAGAACCAGUGGUCAACCAUACACGAACAAUUUGACAGUCAAUUCUGGUUAUGUUGCCGGUCACGGGAGCCAUUCGGCGGCCUCCUCGUUGAGUAUACGAACCACCGGAUCUUACUCGUCGGCGGGACUAUCUGUGGGAGGCAGUAGUAUGACCAGCUAUGAUCGGUCUCCUGGAGGGCUUUCACCCAAGUCUGACCUUGAUACCUUUCACGACAAAUCCAUAAUGAAUCCGACCUCACCCGCUCACAUGGUUGCACCACCAGUCGCACGAGUCAUCCAGGGACCUAGCAUUAUCGAACCUUCGAGUGUCGAAACGGCGCGCAAAAUGUCGUUGCAGACGAAUCAUGCCGCACCGAAGCCUACAGGACCCAAGCUUGGCGGAUUGUACAUUUGCGAUUGCUGUCCUAAGAAGCCGAAGAAAUUCGAUAGCCCCGAGGAGCUCCGUUCGCAUGAGAUGGAGAAGCAAUAUUCAUGCCUUUAUUGUAACAAUAGGUUUAAGAACAAGAACGAGGCCGAACGCCAUCAAAACUCGCUACACUUGCGACGGCAUUCGUGGUCCUGUGCUGCUCUAUCGAGCUACCAAGCAGCAUUCCAUCCCUCGUCUACUCCCGGGCAGACCGGAGCCGGUCCGUCACAUGACACUUGCGGCUACUGCGGCGAGGAGUUUCCCAAUCAUCCCCAACCAGACUGGGACCGCCGAUUCGAGCAUCUCACCGUCGUACACAAGUUCGGUGAAUGCAACAAUGCGAAGAAGUUCUUCCGUGCAGACCAUUUCCGCCAGCAUCUCAAGCACAGCCAUGCAGGCACGAGCGGGAAGUGGACCAAUAUCUUGGAAAAUGCCUGCAUGAAGGAGGAAGCUCCGCCCGAACCCAAGAAUGGAGGUGUCUCGCUUGCGAACAACAAGAUCAACGAGGUACUUGGUGGUUGCUGACAUUUAGCCUGGCUCGACCAUGUCGAUUUGUGGGAUCAGAGCACCCCUUACUCGA
Molecule: messenger RNA, 2327 nt
Organism: Aspergillus japonicus CBS 114.51
Lineage: Eukaryota; Fungi; Ascomycota; Eurotiomycetes; Eurotiales; Aspergillaceae
Gene: znfA
Product: putative C2H2 finger domain protein
Exons: 2
Coding region: 194-2272 (692 amino acids)
Source: RefSeq, a predicted model, not a curated record